Ceratitis capitata (Mediterranean fruit fly) is the source of this 1023-nucleotide messenger RNA. RefSeq lists its product as hypothetical. The transcript has 2 exons. The record is from RefSeq and is a predicted model, not a curated record. The coding region runs from base 148 to 690 and encodes 180 amino acids. Lineage: Eukaryota; Metazoa; Arthropoda; Insecta; Diptera; Tephritidae.
AAGUAGAACUCAAAACAAGAAAAAUUUAUUUUCCGAAAAGACAAUUAGAGUAAAAAAUAAAUAAAUAAAUACGUAUCUAAAUUUUCCGUUGAGCAAUUGAAAAAGUAAGUCUCCAUAACUUCGUCGAGUAGUGCCACCAAUUGCACAAUGGCGUAUGGUAUAGGCAGUGUAGUUUGCCUUUUAAGGACAAUCCUAAUCAGAAUAACAGUGGGACCGAUAUCUUUCUUAUUCCUUGAGCUUUCAAAAUUUAUGAUUGUGUUGGUAGUAGCGUUUUGGGUAACAGUCGGUAUAUUCUUAAUGCUGAACAUUGCGUUUCAGUGGGAAAGUAUAAUGCCAGAAGCAGCAAUUCGCCUUUCCGCGGCCGCCGCUGCAGUGGUUGCCAACACUAGUGGUCUCAUGCCCAACGACGAAGGUAAGGGUAACGCUGAUGAAAGGCGCAACUAUCCUUUUAUUGUAGAUUUACCCAAAACUGCAUCAUCGGAUUUGGAAACACAAAUUAAAGAAGAAACAUUACUACAAAUGCCUGCAAAAGGGUCUAUACUUAAUGCAACUACUUCGGAAAUUGUUAAAGAAGCAAAGAUUGAUUCCAACAUUGAAGAGCGGCGAAGAUCUUCUCGACCACAACUAUCCACGACAACAAAGAAAAACGAAAUGGAUGAAGUGUUGAAGACCGAGGAGGCAGAUGAGUGAUUAAGUUUUGAAAUCAAACAAAAAAAUGCGAGGGGAUAUGUUUGUUUGUACAAGCUGAAUUGCUGUUCGAUAUUUUGGGAAUCUUUAUCAACAGCUGUCGUUCUAUUGGCUGCCAUUUAUUCACCUGGUGAAUUUUCGUUCUCGCAUAUGCUCUAUUUACAUACAUACAUACGUACAUAUACAUAUCCAUUUGGUUUUAUCAAUAUGAACAAAUCUUUGAAUGUUUUUUGGUCAGAAAGUGUCUUUAAGAUUUUGAGUGGGCAACAAAUAACUGUAAUGGGUUGCCAGUUAUAAGCAAUGGAAUAAAAAUUACAGAAAACAAAUUACAGUUAA